AUGUCUGGUCGCGGCAAACAAGGAGGCAAGGCUCGGGCUAAGGCCAAGACCCGAUCAUCGCAGGCUGGUCUGCUGUUCCCGGUCGGUCGUGUUCACCGGCUGCUCAGGAAGCGGCUGCUCAGGAAGGGCCGAGUGGGUCGGGCCGGAGUUCCCAUCUAUAUGGCCGCCGUCCUGGAGUACCUGACAGCUGAGAUCCUCGAGCUGGCUGGCAACACCGCCCGAGACAACAAGAAGACCCGCAUCAUCCACCGACACCUCCAGCUGGCUGUCCGCAACGACAAGGAGCUCAACAAGCUGCUGGGUGGCAUCACCAUCACCCAGGGAGGCAUCACCAUCACCCAGGGAGGAGGUCUGCCCAACAUCUAG
Staurois parvus is the source of this 366-nucleotide messenger RNA. The record is from the annotation of a GenBank genome assembly. NCBI's taxonomy places the organism in Eukaryota, Metazoa, Chordata, Amphibia, Anura, Ranidae.